AUGUCAACCAGCCGUCGAGGAGGCCCCUCAUUGUCUUGCACAGCUCAGAUACAAAAUAUUCUGGAUGAGGAUCUCAAAACAAAUGUUUCGUAUUUUCCAAGUGAAAUCCUGGUUCCAGAACUUGAGGCAAAUGAAACCAAACUCAAAGUUUGUGCCAUUGAUGAUUAUUAUGGUAUAGUGGGCAUCAAUCAGAAGGACUUUCCUACAAAACUGCAAUCUCGAGUUGAAAAACCUCCAUUUCUGUUCCAUUUGAUUCCACCGGAACGAGAGGAAACAAGCAUGCAAGUCAGAGGGAGACGAAGCGCCCAGCUUAAGAGGGAUAGACCAACCAGGCGCUUGUCUACUGUCUCUGCUGAGAGAAUAACUUACAGUCGUCGGCGUCGAGAUUAA
Ilex paraguariensis (yerba mate) is the source of this 390-nucleotide messenger RNA. NCBI's taxonomy places the organism in Eukaryota, Viridiplantae, Streptophyta, Magnoliopsida, Aquifoliales, Aquifoliaceae. The record is from the annotation of a GenBank genome assembly.